Messenger RNA from Scylla paramamosain (green mud crab), 2439 nucleotides. It is a transcript of the gene Zwilch, whose product is annotated as protein zwilch homolog. Bases 421 to 2292 code for a protein of 623 amino acids. The transcript is spliced from 16 exons. The record is from RefSeq and is a predicted model, not a curated record. Gene Ontology annotation, biological process: protein localization to kinetochore; mitotic spindle assembly checkpoint signaling. Gene Ontology annotation, cellular component: RZZ complex. Lineage: Eukaryota; Metazoa; Arthropoda; Malacostraca; Decapoda; Portunidae.
GUUAAGCUUGUGGGAGUGUAGUGUUAGCACCACACUACCACACCAUAUCAUACCACAUAACACACCACCACCAUCACCACCACACACCACCACACCUCACCGCACCAUACCACACCACACCACCACCAGACACCACCACACCACACCACACAACACUGCAUCACACCACACCACACUACCACAACCAGGGUAGCCUUGGCGUCACGACCUGCCCAGCCUCGCCGAGCCCCUCCGACCCCCGCCCUGUCCUGCCACGGCUAGGGAAAGCGCCGUAAUAAAAACUGCACCGAACCGAUCAGGGCCAAGACCAAGACCUUUUCCUGCACCGAGUCCUUCAAAAUAAACAUUUGCGCGGGUUUUCUUACAAGGUGUGGCUGACUGGUUGUCCUCUGCACACCUUGACUGUCAACGAUUUACAGAAUGCACGAUAAAGAUGAGAUACGAGGCGCUCUCUUGAGGCUCCUCCAGGGAAAGACUGAUGGGGGCGAGGUGAUGACAGUCGGGGAGGACCAGAUCAUCAUCAGCCGUGAGGCGUGUCCUGCCGUGCUGCUCUCUGCCAACAAAAACCUUCCUGAAAUACUUCUUGUGCAGAAGUUUACUCAGCACAAGAAGGGUAGCAGCUCCAGCAUCACCAGCAGUGUCUCUUGUAGCACCCCAGUGGCUGUGAGGAAUGGCCAUGCAUCUUCCACUAAUGGUGUAUCAAAUGAUGAUUUGGAUGUGACAGGAUCCCCUCUGAAGUGCCCCUUUAUGCAGGCCAAGAUGGAACCCAACGAUGCUCCCUUCACCAUUGUCCUUGACUUCUGUGGCAAUAAGAAGAAAGGCAAAAUUAACCUGACUUACAUUCCCAUUCCCAGCACCAGAGUGGGUCUAAUCGCCUCAAAGCUCAACUUGACACUAAGCAAACUUCAAGAUGUGGAUGAAUUUGUACCUCUGUGGCUUGUCUGUGAUGGAAAAGAUGUUCAGAAAACAUUGUUCAUGGGCAUCCACCGGACGAAGGACACUCAUGCCCGCAUUCUGAUUACUUCAGGAGGCCCUUACUACAGCAUGGAGGACCUGCCUUCCCUGAACCACCUCAUGGAGCAACACACAGCCACUGGCCCCACUAAAAGGGUGGACAGUUCAGUGGAAGCAACUUACAGUGUACUGGCAAGUGAGGAUGAAAUCAGGAGCUCCAGUCUGAGCCUUACUUGCUGCUGGAAACAGCCCCUCACUCUGCUGAGUUCCCCUGCACCUGAUGCCCAAGCCAUUGCUAAUGUGCAUGUGGUGUGUGGGGAUCCUCGCAGCCCCGUCCAUCAGAUGUACCUGGAGCUCAGUGUCCUGCGGGGGUUUGUGAAGGGCCUGAAGACGGGUGAAGUGUCAUGGUACGUGCGUGAGAACUCCAACACUGUGGCAGAGGAGCUGGAGGAGGUGUUCACCAGCAUCAGGGACAAGGGUGUGAGGACAAAGAGGGAGGAGGAUGGUGGCUGUGACUUUGACAUGAUGAUUGAGGGGAAAUUCUUGAACUGGCGCCAGAACAUGGACUUCACUGAUCGCCUUUGGAGUAUCCUGAUGAGAUGUGAGUCUUACCAGGAGCUCAAGGACAGCCUGAAUCUGGUUUUCAAGGCGGUGGCGGGUGAGGAAGUUCGGCCACAGAUUCACGUCCGUAACACCACACAGGUUGGGUCUGUGGUGCGUAACUUGAUAAGGGGACGUGGGAGUCUGCCGCAGCUCAGAGACCUCACACCUCUCCUCAUGCUUAUUGAGAUAGGCUAUGAAAAGCUCAAGAGGGACUACAUCAACAUCUUCCAGGCUGGAGACCUUGUGACAGGGGAGCAGCUGUUGUGGUUCAUUGAGGACAGGUCAUCGAACAACGAGGACAUGGUGUCGGCGGUGGAUCAGCUGGAGAGACUUCAUGUGGCCCUGCAGGCAGUAGUGGCACUCAGAACCUAUCUCAGCCUUCCUUGGGCCUCUAUGGCUCAUUUCACUGACCAGGUGUUGAACCAGAUGAAGGAGGAGAAGCUCAGUGGUGCACACUCCUUCUCACUGAAGCUUGAUGCUCUUUCUGUCCACCAGCAGUUUGACAGCAUGAAGGAGGACACAUGGGAGGUCAGUCUGCACAGCCAAGAGGGGAUGUAUUCCAAGCUGCUGGUGUGCCACAUCUCCCACAGACCCUUCAUCAGUCUCUCCUUGACUGCUGCAGAUUUCGAGGACCUGCAGGGUGGUGAGCUAAAGGAGGAAGAUGAGGACGAUGGUGAUGAUAAGUACUUUUGUGCCUUCAUCUCCAGCGUCACUGAUAAACUUCUCCAAUAUUGAGCAUCAUCACAGUAGCCAGUGGUGUGUUAAUACAGAUUACAUGUAUUGCUUAGAUACGGUGAAGCUAGUUCUGUGGUACUCUUAUAUACUCUUACAUUUUGAAGUUAUAACACUGUUUUUGCUUGAUUAAAGGUGCUUUAUAUGAAA